Molecule: messenger RNA, 1044 nt
Organism: Microtus ochrogaster (prairie vole)
Lineage: Eukaryota; Metazoa; Chordata; Mammalia; Rodentia; Cricetidae
Gene: Cenpk
Product: centromere protein K
Biological process (GO): mitotic sister chromatid segregation; kinetochore assembly
Cellular component (GO): nucleus
Source: RefSeq, a predicted model, not a curated record
CAGCGCUAACCCAAUCAGCAAGCAGCGCGCGCAAACCCCCGCGACCUGGCCGGUGACAGGAGCGCUGUGGCGGCGUGAGUGCUGAGUGGAGUUGAGAUUGGUUCUGGCUGGGUGAAGAAAACUGUAAAGGAUAUGUCAGAGAAUCAACCAGAACUACAUCCAGAUAUUACUACAGAUAUGGAAGUUGUUAUAGAUACUGAGGAAGAACUUAUUAAACAGUGUGAAAAAAUGUGGGAAGACAUGGAAGAUUGCCAGAAUAAAUUGUCACUCAUUGGAACUGAGACACUCACUAGCUCAAAUGCUCAGCUCUCAUUACUUUCUAUGCAAAUCAAAUGUCUGACUGCUGAACUUGAUCAUUGGAACAAAAGAACACACGAAAUAACUCCCCUGACUGAAGAUGUUUUGAUAACAUUAGGAAAAGAAGAGUUUCAAAAAUUGAGAUGUAAUCUUGAAAUGGUAGUAUCUACUAUUCAGUCAAAGAAUGAAAAGUUAAAGGAAGACUUAGAAAGGGAGCAACAGUGGUUGGAUGAACAACAACAGAUUCUGGAAUCUCUUAAUGUAUUGCACAGUGAUUUGAAAAACCGCGAUGUGACAUUUUCUGUAUCAAGAAUCUUUAAAGAGCUGAAAGCUAAGAUGCUUAGUAUAAAAGAUUUUAAGGAGAAACUUCUGUUUACCUUGGGUGAGUUUUUAGAAGAUCAUUUUCCUCUGCCUGAUGGGACUAGUAAAAAGAAAAAGAAAUGCAUGCAAACAUCAAAUGCACAACUGAUAACACUGCAUGAAAUAAUAGAGAUGCUUAUAAAUAGAAUGUUUGAUGCUCCACAUGAUCCAUAUGUUAAAAUUAGUGAUUCAUUUUGGCCACCAUAUAUUGAGCUGCUUCUGCGUAAUGGAAUUGCUUUGAGACAUCCAGAAGAUCCAACACAAAUAAGAUUGGAAGCCUUCCAUCAGUAAAAUGAUGGUCUGUUUUCACAGAGUAUGGAUUUUUGUCAUCCACGGAUAAAGCAAACACAGGACUAUUUAAAUAAAGAAUAUUAUUUGCAAAUCAAA